CAUAGGCCAUGCUCUACGCGCACGAAACGAAUCAUUAUUGACAGUAUUUUCUAACCGGUCAAAAACAGCGCGCGUGUUCUCGUUUCCUUCAGAAAAAUGACGGCUAAAAACAAGGCGUCAAAAAGUACACGAGAACCAAAGUUUGAGGCGGAAGUACAACACUGACCUCCUCUCGACCAUCCCAGCUGAGGGGGCGGUCGCUGUCUUUGCGCAUGUGCAGUAAGCAGACGGGGCUGGGUCUAUCGACGGAAUCAAGAUGGCGACUCUGGCAAAAGCGCCAAUAUAGUUACUGAAAUAGAUGACCAAAACUAACCGCGGAAGCGGGUUUUCUCCAGCCCCCAUUGGGGUUUGUGAAACAUGAUCAACGGAGACAUGUUCUGGACGAGGAAUUGACCUGCAUUUGGACUGUAAAGAAGUCUACGAGAUGUGCGAGAACUAUGCCCGCUCGCUGCUGCGUGUGUCGGUGGCGCAGAUCUGCCAGGCUCUGGGAUGGGAUGCGGUUCAGCUGACUGCCUGUGAUCUGCUUUCCGAUGUCCUGCAUCGAUAUAUCCAGCAGUUGGCCAGGGGAUGCCAUCGAUACUCCGAACUCUAUGGGAGGACAGACCCAGUGUUGGAUGAUGUCAGCCAGGCCUUUCGACUGCUGGGGGUCAGUCUGAGUGAACUGGAGGACUAUGUCCACAACUUGGAGCCGGUGGCCUUCACGCAUCAAACUCCGCUCUUUCCUGUUAGCAAAAACAAUGUCCUGCAGUUUCCUCAGUCCGGAGUUCAAGAUGCUGAGGAAAGAAAGGAAUAUAUUCCAGAUUACUUCCCACCGUUGGUUUCUUUACAAGAAGAAGAGGAGGAGGAAGAGGUCCCACUCGACAUUGGCACCUCAGCAGAAGCCAUGCAAGUGGCACUGGAGGAAGAUGAGGAGGACAUGGAUGACGAUGAAACUGUCAACGAUGAGAAUCACCCGCUGAAAAGACCUUUGGACAGCCCGGAAGCUGUUAUGGGAAUAAUGCCCACAUCGAAAAGGCCACGCAUGUAUCCCGGUCUUAGCCCAGAGUGGGGUGCGGAGACCCGGGAGCCUCUCACUUCCCUGAAUUCUCAGCGUGUUCCUCCCGGGAUUUUGCCUUCUCAUGAUAGCCUUGACCCGCUGUCGCCUGAAACACCCUCUGGUGCUCUCCCUUCUUUCCGACCUCAGUGUUCGGCACCAAAAUACUCUGACCAGAAGGCUCUGACCACGCCUGCAAAGAAAUCUAAGGUGUCCUCCCCUGGCAGACAAAGGACUAAAUCCCCAAAAGGGGGCGUUUCUGCCGCCAUGGGUAGUAGUCCUAUACACUCUCCCAAGUCAUCGAAAGAAAGGAAGAAAUCCCCUGGCAGGACCAAAAGUCCUAAGAGCCCUAAAAGUCCCAAGACUGUUUCUACCAAAGCACCUCAACCACAGAGCAAGACUGACAGCGCUGUUAAACUGCCACUGUCCACACUGAGUGAGCGGAUGGGGAAGGAGAACAUCCUCAUGCGCCAGAAUAUGGACGACAACAGAGACUUAAUGGAUGGCUCUUUUGCAAAGCUGGAGCAUGGAACUGCAGCUAUCGACGACUCUAUAGAUGCGGUGAUCGCCAAGGCUUGUGCUGAGCGUGAGCCGGAUCCUUUUGCUUUCUCCUCAGGCUCUGAUUCAGACAGCAAUGGAUUCUCCAGCCCGAGGAGGCUGACCAUAAUGGAACCAUCCACACCUAAAGCCCCAACCGGGGCCAACAUCUCUGCCAAGGACACAUCAACUCCGAUUCACGCUCAGCUACAUCCAGGUCUUGGGAAGUGGACGAUGGAUGAUUCAAUAAAUGAGGUGAUCAGAAAGGUCAACCAGGGCGGUCCUUCUUCUCAGUCGGUUAAGCAACCGGACUACAUAUCCUCUGGAUCAGCAUCACCACCUACUCCAGAACCUCUUAUGAAAGUUUUUGAGGAGAAAAAUAAGUUUGCAACGCCAGUUGAUGUCAAGAAAAAGCUAAAAAAGGAGCUUAAAACUAAACUAAAGAAGAAGGAGAAAGACAAGCCAAAAGAUAAAGACCGUGAGAAAGACAAGGGUAAGAUGAAAGAAAAGAAUAAAGACAAGAACAAGGAUAAGAAUAAGGACAACUCCAAGGAUGGAAAGAUGCCGUGGAAAGAGCUGGGAGUAAAAGAUGUGGAACCGUUCGCUCUUCGCGACUUCCCACUGCCGGAAGGCUCCUUGAAAAUAAAAUCCAGAGAUGGUGACGCACCGAAAAAAGAAAAGGAGAAACACAAAGACAAAAAGAAGGAUAAAGAGAAAAGCAAAAAAGAAAAAGAGAAGAAAGAAAAGAAUAAAGACAGAACCAAGGAAGAGAAGAAGCAAUCUGCUCUGGCGCCGUUCGCUUUGGGUGAAGUCCCACCUCUUUUCAGUCAAGCCUCGUGCCUCCGCAUGCCCUCCAUGCUUCCUCAACUCCCUCCGAUCCUCCAUGACAAGGAGGUGAAAAGUAAGGAGAAGGAUAAGAAAAAGGACAAGAAGGAGAAGAAGAAAAAGAAAGACAAGGAGAAGGACAAGGAUCGUGAGAAAGCAAAGGAAAAGGAGAGGGAGAAGGAAGAGAAGAGGAAGGAGAAGGAGAGGGAAAAGGAGAAACGGGAAAAGGAAAAAGAGAAGGAAAAGGAGAGAAUUCGGCUAGAGAAGGUGAAAGCGGAACCUCCUCCUGCUCUUCCCUCACCGGUCAUCCCAAGACUGACUCUGCGUGUGGGAGCUGGACAAGACAAGAUGAGCAGCAUAGUGUGCAGGUGUGAUCAGCAAGGUGGUGUCCAAUUCCGAGUCCAAGACUCCAGCGCCGAAGAUCCCGCCUCCCAAGUCCGGUCCAGGAAAUCGUCCCCGGACGCCUCCCCCGCUUCCAAUCCUCUCCCCAGUCGCUCCUAUUCCGACUCCUCCUCCUGUCCCGAUGCCACAGGCCCCGCCCCCUUCGUCCCUGCUCGGCGCGGCCCCCAUGCUGUCCCCUGCUGCAGCCCUCAAAACACCGGUCCGCAGCGUGGUGACAGAGACAGUCAGUACAUAUGUGGAGAGUCAGAACAUCAGUACCUCACACAGCACAGGGAAGAGUCUGAAAAGGAAAAAGAAGAGGCACAACUGAGUAUUCGUGACGAGUGGGGAAACCAGAUUUGGAUCUGUCCUGGAUGCAACAAAGCCGACGAUGGAAGUCCAAUGAUCGGAUGUGACGAUUGUGACGACUGGUAUCACUGGCCGUGUGUUGGGAUCAUGACAGCGCCCCCCGAGGACCAGUCUUGGUACUGCGUGAAAUGCGCCAGCAAGAAAAAGGACAAGAAACACAAGAAGAGGAAACACAAACCGCAUUGAGACUAUGCAAAAAGCACAUUUUCGGUCUGAAGCCAUCCGAGGAAAACACUUGCGGCACUGCUGUUAUUUAAAAGAAACAUGGCCGACGGCAGCUGCUCCUUCAUGGAAGAUGUCGACAGGCUCUGUCAGCGGGUGAGAGAGGAAAAGGCUUCCGCCAGCGGCACGCCUCCUGCCUUAGCUCUCUUUCGGGUUCUCCUCUCUGGCGAAGGAGCGCUAGCUCGUUCCUGCAGACAGUCUCUGCCGGCGCUCAGCGUCCCCCGACCACCGCUAUUGUUAUCGGUUGUUCUGCUUCCACCAGUUCCAAACCACUCUGCUGCAGUAUCAUUUCAAGUGUUGUGUGUGUGUAUAUAUAGUGAUGGUCUGUAUAAAUGUGUAAAUACCAGUGUGUUUAGGAGAAAAUCAUGUCCAAAAUAUUGCUUUUAACUCUGAGCUUGUGUAAUUUCUGUACAUUUUUAAAUUUGUAUUCCCCUUCUCCCCCACCCCCUUCAUUCGGACUCGCCCUGGAGUUGUACUGUAGCUGUGUUUGUAAUGUGAUUCUUUUGGCUUCAACAUUAAAGAUGAGCGGUCUGUGCACGCGCAGACUUUCACACGAAGAAGUCAUUACCGUCACAUGUGCUGGGGGAGCAGCUGUCCCACACGCCUGGACCUCUAUUAACAGCACACACACACACACACACAGACAUGCACGAGUGGGUCUCUUCUACAUGUCUCCUUUCCCUCCACUAGCUGACUGUUUGCCUUUGCUUUACAAAAAGAAAUACUUUUAUCAAACCUGAGUUUCAGAUGUUUUC
Synchiropus splendidus (mandarinfish) is the source of this 4122-nucleotide messenger RNA. It is a transcript of the gene taf3, whose product is annotated as TAF3 RNA polymerase II, TATA box binding protein (TBP)-associated facto. Gene Ontology annotation, cellular component: transcription factor TFIID complex. Gene Ontology annotation, molecular function: protein heterodimerization activity. The record is from RefSeq and is a predicted model, not a curated record. NCBI's taxonomy places the organism in Eukaryota, Metazoa, Chordata, Actinopteri, Syngnathiformes, Callionymidae. Bases 425 to 3331 code for a protein of 968 amino acids. The transcript has 9 exons.